AUGCCUUUCCAGACACCUCUCACCAAGGCCCUCGGGAUCGCUAUUCCCGUCGUUCAGGGAGGAAUGCAAUGGGUUGGAUAUGCUGAACUCGCAUCUGCCGUCUCGAACGCCGGUGGUCUCGGUAUCUUGACCGCUCUCACCCAACCAACACCAGAAGACCUGCGGAAGGAGAUCCGAAGAUGCAAGACCAUGACAUCUAAGCCCUUCGCUGUCAACUUAACCCUCCUCCCCGCCCUUGUCCCUCCAGACUACGGCGCCUACGCCGACGUCAUCAUCCAAGAAGGAAUUAAUAUCGUUGAAACCGCCGGAAACAACCCAGCACCCAUCAUCAAAAAGCUCAAAGCAGCCAACGUCAUCGUUCUUCACAAAUGCACCACCGUCCGUCACGCCCUUUCCGCCCAAAAACUCGGUGUGGAUUUCCUCUCCAUCGAUGGAUUCGAAUGCGCAGGUCACGUCGGUGAAACAGAUAUCCCCAAUUUCGUGUUACUCCGAAGAGCCGCCCAGGAACUAAAGAUCCCCUUCAUUGCUUCCGGUGGAUUCGCGGACGGAGAGGGUCUUGCUGGAGCUUUGGCUUUGGGUGCUUGUGGUAUCAACAUGGGAACUCGGUUUAUGGCUACAAAGGAGGCUCCUAUUCAUCAGAAUAUCAAGGAAGCCAUUGUUAAGGCUUCGGAAGAGGAUACCGAGUUGUUGUUGAGGAGGUGGAGGAAUACCAGCCGAUUGUUUAAGAACAAGGUCGCCGUUGAGGCCAAGCAGAUCGAGUCUACCAGCACAACUGGUAAGUUCGAGGAAAUUGCACAUUUGGUCAGCGGUAAGAGGGGAAGAACUGUCUUCAUCGACGGUGAUGUCGAUGCCGGUGUUUGGACCGCCGGUACUUGCAUGGGUUUGAUCCACGAUAUCCCAUCUUGCGACGAACUACUCAAGAGGAUCGAGAAGGAAGGUGAGGAGGCUAUCAGGAAACAAAACGAGUUCAUCGUUCCAUCUUCCAAACUAUAA
Messenger RNA from Orbilia oligospora ATCC 24927, 993 nucleotides. RefSeq lists its product as uncharacterized. The record is from RefSeq and is a predicted model, not a curated record. The transcript has 3 exons. Gene Ontology annotation, molecular function: nitronate monooxygenase activity. The coding region runs from base 1 to 993 and encodes 330 amino acids. NCBI's taxonomy places the organism in Eukaryota, Fungi, Ascomycota, Orbiliomycetes, Orbiliales, Orbiliaceae.